AUGACUCGUAUCGAGGAUGUUCCUACUUCAACCAUGAAGGCCUUCCCUCAUGUGUUUGAUGAUCCCCAGUCCAUUCCCAAGUCCGUUGACCCCUUCACCAUCACAGCUGCGUCAGGAUUCAUGCCUACCAUCCUGCCAGCAACCACCCUGCCGGAGGUAUUCGCUCCUCUAUCCUCCAUCAUGGACCGCCUCCCUGUCCGCAAGGCUGAUGGAACUCCCGGACUGCUUGCUACCUAUGAACUGGGUGACGUUGUCCAUGCGGAGCUCCCUGAUCUCACGGAUGAGAUUGACAAGAUUGUCACCCCUGAUGGCAAGCCAGAUCUAUAUACGCUUACAGCCAUCUUUAGAGACUACUCCUUCCUUGCCUCUUCUUACCUCUUGGAGCCCUGCUGGAAGUCCUGGAACACUAAUCCUGACCAAGGCUAUGGUCUUGGACGUGAUAGACUCCCUCACUCUAUUGCUGGCCCAAUGUAUAAGAGUGCUCAGAUCUUGGAUCUUCCUCCAUUCCUGUCUUAUGCUGCCUCGUAUGCUCUGUUCAACUAUGCCCUUGCCGACACCUCCAAGGGAUAUGACUACUCCAACUUGAGGCUCAUCCGUGGCUUCGAGCACGGUCUUGAUCCUGACAGCUCUGAAGCUGGAUUUAUUCUUACCCACGUGUAUAUGGUCAAGGAGACUGGCUCCCUUGUUGACGGUGUCGUCCGCAUCCUCAAUGCCGUUGAGCAAGGUGCUGACCGUGCUACCGUCAAUGAUGCCUAUCGUACCAUCCUUGCUGGCAUGACCAAGAUCGAGGAGUGCAUGGAAGACAUGUGGAAGAACUCCAAGCCAGGCGACUACAUCUCUUUCCGUGUGUUCAUCUUCGGCAUCACCUCCCAGUCCAUGUUCCCCAACGGCGUCGUCUACGAGGGCAUCGAGGACAACCAGCCCUUGAACUUCCGCGGAGAGUCCGGGGCCAAUGACAGCAUCAUCCCACUACUGGAUCAUCUCUGCCAGAUUCCCAUGCCUGAUACUCCACUCACUAAGAUCUUGCAUGAGUUCCGUGCUUACCGCCCAUUGCCCCACCGCAAGUUCCUUGCCCAUGUCGCUGCUAAGUCCGCCGAGCUCGACAUCCCCAAGUACUCCAUGCAGGACCCAGAGACCGUCUUCCUCUACCUAAAAACGCUCGACCACGUUCGCAGCUUCCGGUGGAGACACUGGCUCUUUGCCCGAGAAUACAUCAUCAAGCGCACCUCCCACCCAACUGCUACCGGAGGAAGUCCCAUCGUCACCUGGCUUCCCAACCAGCUUUUUGCUGUCAUGGACCUCAUGAUUGCCACUUAUGACAAUGCUGUCGUUCCAAUGUUGAAGAACGGAGCUGGCACAAAGGGUGAGAACCUUGGUUCAUUCGAUAAGUACAAGGACCAGGUCGAAGAGAUGAUGGAGCUUGUAAGAGACCAGAGGGAUAAGCUGGAUAAGGAAGUUCUCAAAUGGUGCCAAGAGCGAGGUGUCCCAACCAACCAGUAA
This is a messenger RNA of Trichophyton rubrum CBS 118892, 1500 nucleotides long. RefSeq lists its product as uncharacterized. The record is from RefSeq and is a predicted model, not a curated record. NCBI's taxonomy places the organism in Eukaryota, Fungi, Ascomycota, Eurotiomycetes, Onygenales, Arthrodermataceae. Gene Ontology annotation, molecular function: metal ion binding; heme binding. Bases 1 to 1500 code for a protein of 499 amino acids. The transcript has 5 exons.